This is a messenger RNA of Tinamus guttatus (white-throated tinamou), 2304 nucleotides long. RefSeq names its product SIM bHLH transcription factor 2 (gene SIM2). Gene Ontology annotation, biological process: regulation of transcription by RNA polymerase II. NCBI's taxonomy places the organism in Eukaryota, Metazoa, Chordata, Aves, Tinamiformes, Tinamidae. Gene Ontology annotation, molecular function: RNA polymerase II transcription regulatory region sequence-specific DNA binding; DNA-binding transcription factor activity, RNA polymerase II-specific; protein dimerization activity. The record is from RefSeq and is a predicted model, not a curated record.
AUGAAGGAAAAAUCCAAGAACGCGGCAAAGACUAGGCGGGAAAAGGAAAAUGGAGAGUUCUACGAACUGGCCAAACUGCUGCCCCUGCCCUCUGCCAUCACCUCGCAGCUGGACAAGGCCUCCAUCAUCCGCCUCACCACCAGCUACCUCAAGAUGCGAGCCGUCUUCCCCGAAGGUCUGGGCGACGCCUGGGGACAGCCGAGCAGGAUAGGGCCCUUGGAUAACGUGGCAAAGGAGCUCGGAUCCCAUUUGCUUCAGACUUUGGAUGGCUUUGUUUUUGUGGUAGCAUCAGAUGGCAAAAUAAUGUACAUCUCAGAAACAGCAUCAGUACAUCUUGGCUUAUCACAGGUGGAGCUUACUGGUAAUAGCAUUUAUGAAUACAUACACCCUUCGGACCACGACGAGAUGACAGCCGUCCUUACUGCCCACCAGCCCCUUCAUCCUCACCUCUUACAAGAAUAUGAAAUUGAGAGAUCAUUUUUCCUGAGAAUGAAGUGUGUUCUAGCCAAGAGGAAUGCAGGAUUGACAUGCAGUGGCUACAAGGUGAUCCAUUGCAGUGGCUACUUGAAGAUACGGCAAUAUAUGCUAGAUAUGUCCUUGUAUGACUCCUGUUACCAAAUCGUUGGGCUGGUGGCUGUAGGUCAAUCUUUACCUCCCAGUGCAAUCACUGAGAUCAAGCUUCACAGCAACAUGUUUAUGUUCAGAGCAAGUUUGGACUUAAAGUUAAUAUUCCUAGAUUCCAGGGUGACUGAAUUAACUGGGUAUGAGCCUCAAGACCUGAUAGAAAAAACCCUCUAUCACCACGUUCAUGGAUGUGAUGUGUUCCAUUUACGAUAUGCUCAUCAUCUCUUGUUGGUGAAAGGCCAAGUCACAACCAAGUACUAUCGACUACUGUCCAAGCAUGGAGGCUGGGUGUGGGUACAGAGCUAUGCCACCAUUGUGCAUAACAGCCGUUCUUCACGGCCUCACUGCAUAGUGAGUGUCAAUUAUGUCCUUACAGAUAUUGAGUAUAAGGAACUUCAGUUAUCACUGGACCAGGUCACCAUUUCUAAGUCACAGUUUUCAUGCAGAAACUCAGUAUCUACCUCACAGGAAACAAGGAAAGUAGUAAAACCCAAAAGUAAUAAGAUGAAGGCAAAACUGCGAACAACGCCUUACCCACAACAGCAAUACAGCUCAUUUCAAACAGACAAACUGGAAUGCAGCCAGGUGGGAAACUGGCGAUCCAGCCCUGCAGUCAACGCCGCCACCAUCCAAGAACAAAACUUCCAUUCAGAAAACAGUGAACUUUUAUAUGCCCCGUCAUACAGCUUGCCUUUCUCUUACCAUUAUGGACACUUCCCUGUAGAUUCUCAUGUCUUCAGUAGCAAAAAGCAAAUGCUGCCGUCCAAGUUCGGGCAGUCUCAAGGAGCACCUUGUGAAGUGGCACGGUUUUUCCUGAGCACGCUGCAGGCGAACGGAGAGUGCCAGUGGCAUUAUGCCAACUCCUUGGUACCCAACAGCCAGUCGCCAUCCAAAAGUCUUUCUGAUCAGCCAGUGAACAUCGUCCGGCACAAUCUUGCACAGAGUUACGAAGUGCCCCUAUCAAACAGAAGAUACAGCCAGGAUGCUCUAUCUGACAACUUCACAAGCUGCACAGCGCCCGUGCCAGGCAGCAGAUACAAAGAAGAGAUUUAUGAUUCCAACGUCAUGAAGCCCAACAAAAUAGAAAGCAGGAUUCAACCAUCUCACCAUCUCAUUAAAGAAGAGAACAAGUUGGCUUUUAACAGAGACCUACAAGAAAAAAUGAGCAUUAACGAAAGUUCUUUUUCAAACUCAAUAGCCAGCUCCUUGCUGCCAAAAGCCGAAUGUUUCCAGUCUAAAGCUAUAGGACAAUUAAGUCAUCUGCUGCCCGUGCCCUCAGUCUAUGAGCAGACAAGAAGGAUUUGUAUGAAGGAACCCAAAUACGGGCAUAUUAGUCACCACGCCACGAACCUAGAUGAGCUGGACAGCGAGGAGAGACCGGCUGCGAAGCUCGACCACGGCUCCGAGAGCGAUCGCGUGGUGGAUGUCAGAGCCUCUGGACAAGUCCCAUUCGUGCUGCUGAACUACCACCACGUCCUAGCCAAGCACGGCACAUUUCAAACCUCAUCGUGUACAGCCGCAGGACACGUAGGAGAAAACUAUGGAUACAGUUCCGAGGAAGUAAAUACAUUUAUUUACAAGAACCAAAGCCCCUCAUCAGCUUCUUCUCCAGAAAACCACAAGGAAUCUGCACUACCCCACUAUAUCGGAACUUCUGUAAUAAUAGCCAAUGGAAGGUGA